AUGUUCUUGGAGGCUUGGCUUCCCCCCACUGCCCCGACUACUAUCGAGGAAUGUUUCAUCAGUGUUCGGGAGGAUGGCACUGUGCGUUUCGACAGUGAGUCGACUGAACUCUUCUCGCGGCGCCGGUUUGACAACCCUAGUAGCUCCAGCUGCUCGAGACAAGCCUGGAAUGAGUACACGAAUCGUAGCUGGCGUGAACUAGACUGACCCUCGUUGAGCGCUUUACAGCUGCCAAAGCGAUCAAGUUCUCCGUGUUCGUGUCGACGAUCGUUUUCCUCCUAACGAUGCAGUUUUUUAUUGAAACGUUCCGCUUCAUCUCCGGUUUAAUCUUGUCGGUCGUCGGUCUCGUCGCCUUUCUGUACAUCCCGCUGCCACCGGAUUGCCGCGACGACCCCCUUUGGAUAUAGUAAGUGCGCUUAAUCUGAUAUGUCUCGUCCGAAUGAUGUCGACUGAUAGAUCUUCAAGAUUUAGUCGACUGUUACAGGCUGCAUAUCUACCAACCGCCGGAUAUCUCGCCGGUUUUGGCGAGGCUCUUCUAAUCUGGUUCCGUAAAUCGACGUUCGAUCGCGCAGCGGCCCGCGCUGGAGUCGCAGCCGCCGACCUCGACAAGCUCGAAAUCAUGUUCAUUCUCUUUACCGCCUUUGGCAACUUGAUGAUCGGAACUGGCGCGCUGUUCGUUGCCACAUACGCGGUCUACCUACUCGUCACGAGAUAUACCUCGAUACGUGACCGUCUCCGAGUCCGAGUCGUGGACGAGGAGUCGCAGCUUCUCAUCACCAACGACGCUGCCGACAAAACCCCCGACGCCUUGAACUCGGCUAUUGACGACGACGACCAUUCUGACGCCAACGCGGCCAUGAACGACCACCACAAUCUCCACGCCUCAACUGACCACACUCCUCACGCCGGCAAUUUUGAGCGUCCUGCCAGUGGGUGCCUGGAUUUCACAGCUGCAGCAUCGCUGGGCGGCCAUGGGUUAGAAGGCUGUGACAAGCGAGCCUAA
Messenger RNA from Microbotryum saponariae, 1003 nucleotides. The record is from the annotation of a GenBank genome assembly. NCBI's taxonomy places the organism in Eukaryota, Fungi, Basidiomycota, Microbotryomycetes, Microbotryales, Microbotryaceae.